UACACUGAAAGAAGAAGCACAUAAUUGGCAAGAGGCUGUCAUCUCCAAAUUGUGACAACUCUUGACUUAAAUAAUUAUUUGGAAUUCAUGAAAAUGUGGAAGGGAAAAGGACAACCUGGUCAUUUAUUACCAAGUAAACUGUCUAACUCAGCAGCAACAGAAUCAAUGCUGUUCUAUCCAAGGAAUACAGCUGACUUCAUUGUAAACAAUGCUGAUCCAUGAUGCUGAUCACUCAUGAUACUUCAAAUGCAGUUACUGCCAUCUUGUGGAGCUACUGCAAACUACAUCUGGAGGUUGCCUGCGGCCACAGUUGCUAGUUGCUAAGUUUGGACAGAGCGUUUUUUUUUUAAAUUUGCGUUUGUACACCAUGCACUAGGCGACUAUUGGACACAUGAUAAGCUCAUGAUAUGGACAAAAUUACUGCGACACCUCAAUCAAUGAUUUCAUCAGUUUUGGAUAAGCAAUGGCCUUGUGUCUCAACACUUGUGUGCAUAUUGUGUAGAUAAGAUGAUCAAAUCAAGAUUUUGAUGCAAAAAAAUAUGUUAUGCAAAGGACUCUUUUUCGUUACCGUUAAUUGACUUGUAGUUUCUCUUGGCAUCUCUGCAACCACAGUUUGGAUGCAUGAAAGGCUUCAGUGGGUUUCGGAACAGACGCUUUCUCUCAUUCUGGACUUGGUACCUCUUCCAUCCAGUGCAGUAAGACCUGAUGAGGACACAUACACAACAUUGUACUCAAGUGUUUGGUAGAACUCAUGAUGUGGUCAGCAUUGAAUGAAAUGAGUAAACGAUACUUGAUAUGAUAAACAACUGGUGGCAUAGCCAUCGUGUUUUCUUGGUAGAUUAACUAUUGGUAAUGAGUGAUGGGAGAAAUUUUUUUUUUUUAAAUAAGUGAGUGUAUUACCUGUUGUAGGUCUUGUAAAUUCUAUAUCAACCUCAUUAUGUAUUACUAAUCGACAAUUAGGCAAAACAAUCUUGCAGUGGGGGUCUUUCUGCAACGGUCUCUGAGGCUCCUCUGGGUGGGAGAGGAUCCUCUACUGGGCCGGAAAAGAGAACCAAGCCUCCCUGGGUGGACUCUUCUUGUUCUUGUUUACUGUUCGUUCUGUAAAGCUCUACUAAAUCCUUACAAGUAGAAACCAGUUCUGGUUGUAAACUCUCCACGGACGAAAAAAGUAAACAAAAAUAUGUGUCAAUAAUCACAAGGUGAGAAAUAUAAACUAUUAAAGCAUUCGAGAAUUUAUGAAAAUAAAGUAGAAGAGAACACGUCACAGCCCAAAAGCUACUUUGAUACUUCCGCCUUCCGCCGCUGACGUCACGACAACAGUGGGGCGGAGCUAGUGACAUCAAGGAAACGUUACCAACUAGUAGUCAUUACAAAGCUAAAGUGUCGCCUGUGUGACUCCGCAACUUGAGUAUUCUUGUAAUUUUUCACUUUCGUUUUUUUGGCACGAUUUCAGAUACGGGAUCGGUUCUUGUGCGCGGAGCAGCUAGCCCCAUUUUUUUCAGUUAAGCAGGCGGAAUACGACAGCGGAAGAACUUGGUCACACAGUGCGGUUAGUUAGCUAAAACAGUUAGCUUGACAAGUAGCUGUGUCAGAGGCGUUAGCUCAGCUGUCAUGUCGAUAGUUCCUUUGGAUUUUCACUACCUAAAGGAGAAUAUUUAACAGAUUGCCGUCCAGGAGUACUUUAAACUCUUGGGAUUGAAACAAUCAAACAUCGAUCUCAGCUUUAGCCGGCUGAAGCUCCCUGUCACUCUCUCUCUCUCCCUUUCUCACACACAUACACACAUUUAAGUAGAAGAUGAGAGGUCGUAUGUCUUAACUAUCUACGGUAUGGUUGCGGAGCUGUAGCCAACCUUUACAUUAAAUUCCAUUCUCUAUUCGCCAAAAAAGAAGAUAUCUACCAAGAUUGCUGCAAUGCUGACAGAUAACAGGAAGCGGCAUCGAAGCAGUGACAGUGAGGAGACUCAACAGCUGAGUCCUCAGGCCAAGAGGUCAGGCGGGGCUCCCUGCCUGCUUGUGUCAGAUUUGGACUCGGAGUCUUCAAGCAGUGACAGCAGUAAUGGGAUCUGCAGCACAGAGAGCACACUAGUGGCCACCAGCAGGCCAUGCAUACACAGCCAGAACAACCGCAUCCCCCAGUACUCCCCCAGCACGAAGCCCAAGGACUCUGCUGUCUCCGUGCAGCACGGUUUCCAUGGCGACGGCAGCACUUUCUCCUACAACUCCAUCAACAGAGUCCUGAGGGAGGCGCACUUCAGCAGUCUACAGACCAGAGGCCGUCCAGGCUCGACAUGACCACUAUCUGUGACCCCCUUUCCUGUGGCCCUCGCCGGGCCAGCCACCCUCACGUUCAACCAGGCGGGGGUGUCGUAACAUGGGGUAGUUUACAGAUUACUGGCUGUAAGACUCAUCCCCACUCCGCCAUAUAUACCAUUUGUGAAGACCAUAAGCACAUUUGCCUUUUCAUGGCCCAGCCACUGUGGUUAUACUGUGCAGUAUUGAUAUGCGUGUGUGCACGCGCCCUGUGCACUUUAUAAAGAGGUAUCAUUCUCUUGACAUGCGUGCGUUGAUGUGUGGACAUGUUCAUUGGUGCUAAUCACGAGAGAAGUGUGAUCGAAAGUGCUUGCAAAAGUAAAUAAAGUCAUGCACUUUACUCAAAAACCUGUGCUAUUUUUUUUAACCUCACAUUUAUGCCCAUGUUUACCAUUUAAAUAUACCUCCUGUAUUUGUAGCCUUAGUUAACAUUGGAUUUUAUUUUGCCUUUAUGACAUUUGUAUCACAUUUUUGAAUGGUGGGUGUGAUCCUGAAGCCGAGCCGUGCAUGCUUUCCAUAUUAAUAUCUUAACACAUGUAAAUCAGCACUUGCUAACCUAUUUCCUGAAGGUUUCUGCUUGCUGUAGAUGUCGCUUCUCUUAGCAACCAAAAUGUGGUAAAUUGUACCUAUAACCUAACUAAUGAGUAGCAGGUUGAUCCUGCUUUGAGAACUUCCACGUUUGACUAAGAAGUAGGCAAGAAAUCCAUAUCUAAGCAUGGAAUUUUAGGAAGACUGUUAAUCUGCUUUUAUUUGUUUACAUGACGGAUCUCCAUUGUUGC
This is a messenger RNA of Doryrhamphus excisus (bluestripe pipefish), 3089 nucleotides long. RefSeq lists its product as uncharacterized. The record is from RefSeq and is a predicted model, not a curated record. NCBI's taxonomy places the organism in Eukaryota, Metazoa, Chordata, Actinopteri, Syngnathiformes, Syngnathidae.